This is a messenger RNA of Meleagris gallopavo (turkey), 3227 nucleotides long. NCBI's taxonomy places the organism in Eukaryota, Metazoa, Chordata, Aves, Galliformes, Phasianidae. The record is from RefSeq and is a predicted model, not a curated record.
AUUGACAUCAAUUUGUCAGACUUUUUGUUUUUGCAGUCAUCCUGUUUUCCAAAAACAGAAUAUGGAACUAGGAAUCUGGCUGAGAUUUCUCUUCUUUUAAUAUUUUAGAGUACUGGUGUUAAUAUCUUUUUAGUCCUAGCAUAUAUGUGCACGUAUAUAUGCAUUCUGCAUGUACAAGAUAGAUUGAUCUUUAAGAACAUGCCUAAUAUACCUUAAAUGAGAAUCUUCAGUUUCUGUUCUCCAUUAAUACUGGUCAACAGCUAGGGCUUCUUAGUUAAAAGCAAAAUAUUCUUAAUUAUUUUCUGAUAUGUAGUGCUGCCUCCUGAGUUUCCAGCACAGUAAAAAUAUUUUACUUCUACAUAUUAAAUAUUGCUAUAUAUAAACAUACAGUAUAUUUCCUACCUUCGUUUCUCAAACAAUCCUUGGAGGCCUCAGUUGUUUAAGUGCAUUUAGAUGCACUCUGUUGACUUCAGCAUGAAAUCAGGGGAUUGUUUUCAGGAAUUCAGUUAUAAAGACAGGAUUGCAGGUGGUGUCUGGGUUUCUCUAAGUAUAUUGGUAAAACUUAUCUACAAGCUUAAUGCAAGAGCAUGUCAUGACUAAAGUUACUGGAAAAUAACCGUUAAUUUCUGAUUAAAGAGGGAUGCUUUUUUUUUCCCCCCCCAAGUUAGAAAAUGCUUUAGAAAGCUACUACAAUAGUAAAAAAAAAACAUAGACUGUUGAAGUUAUAGAGACAAAAGGCUCUAAAAAUAUAGUUUUCAAGUGAGGGUUCAUGCUGAAAGAUGAUGGGAAGGAAAAAAAAUCAUAAAAUUAAGUCUUAUCUGUGCUGUAGUUGGUGUACAGUUUACAACAUUAGGCAGUAAAGCCAACAAAAAUCCUGUUUUGCAGCAUUUCCCAGCUGUAAGGAAUUCUGACAUGCUAUAAAGUUUACUUCUGGUUCUAGAAAAUGUAACAGUGUUAUGUUUGCUCAUAAGUUAAUUGUGAUGUAGUUGCAAGGGGUAGAAAUACUUCCCUCCUCUGUGAAGCAAAGGACUAAAUGCUUGCUGAAAUGUAAAGGAGAGACAAAGCCAUUUAUGUAUGUUUGUUGUAUAUCAUCUGUAUGAAGUACUCCUGUGUGCUAGGAAAUCUGGAGUUGGAGCCAAAUAGCAUUUGGUCUGUAUGAGUUAGCAUCCCUGCAGGGACAAGCAAAAUCAAAAGCAUUCUUAUUCCAGAAUCAAAACCAUCCUUACUCCAAAGGUAUAAACUACAAAGGUAAGGAGGGCAAAAACUCCCUCAGAAAAUAGAGGGAGUGAGUAAAAGGAAUUGAAUUGAGUGAAACUUUUAAAGUCUCUUAUAAUUGAAAGAAUCAGAAUUGAACACAAAGCCAAAUUAUUUCCAUUUUGUAGGUUGCUGCAUUAAGGCUGCCAAGAUCUGAGCACCUGAAAGCCUGCCUGUUUUUCAACAGUAUCAUCAAAUGUCUAGAGAUAUUUCCUCUCUCCAUGUGAGAUACAUUAUGUUCUACCAUUGCCUGUGUGCCAGCUUUGUCUGACCUCCUGUGGAUACAACAGCAAGCAAAUGUUCUGAACAAAAACAAAAGGAAAACAAUGGCCUGUCUUACAAUGGCAAAUAUAGAAGGCACAGCAACUGCCACUGUCCACCAGAAUGGCGACAUCCUUGGGAAUACUAGUGCACCCAAGCAGACAGAGCCAUUGCUUCAAGUGUACCUUUAUUAUUCACCUGGGAAGACGGGAGGAGAUUAUCUUCAAUUUCCAGCUGGAGAAUACAUUGCAGAAGAGAUUUGCACUGUUGCCUGCAAAGCAUGUGGUAUCAUGCCGGUCUAUCAUAAUAUGUUUGCACUCAUGAGUGAAACAGAUAGAGUUUGGUAUCCUCCAAAUCACAUUUUCCACGUAGAUGAAGCAACCAGACUAAUGCUACUGUACCGGAUAAGGUUUUAUUUUCCCCACUGGUAUUGCAAUGGCACAAGCAGAGCAUAUCGCUAUGGCAUUAUUCGGGGUUCAGAAAGCCCUGUUCUUGAUGAUCUUGUCAUGUCUUACCUAUUUGCACAGUGGCGAGAUGAUUUUUUGGGUGGAUGGAUACAAAUGCCUGUUACUCAUGAAACGCAGGAAGAAUGCCUUGGAAUGGCUGUUCUGGAUAUGAUGAGGGUGGCCAAGGAAAAGGACCAAACCCCACUGGCUGUUUACAACUCAGUCAGUACAUGGAUUUUUUUUCCAGUUCAGAUCAGGGCCAGCUUCAAAGUUGAGAUCAAGUUGCACAGGGCCUUGGCAGUAAAGUUCUGAAAAUGUCCAGGGAUGAGGAUUCCACCAUACCUUUGGGAAGUUUUGACAUAUUAUCAUCCUCACUGGGGAGAAUUUUCUCCUCAUUUGAUCGAUCUCUCCUCUGUGAUACCACAUGCACAAUACCUCUUGUCCUAUUACUGUGCAUGUCUGUGAAAAUCCUGCAUCAGUUUUCUCCAUAACUAGUUAGUUGAAGACAAUUGCUAGAACACCUUACUGGACCUUUUCUCCACACUGUACAAAAUUCCAUAAGCCUUUUCAUUCAUAUCGUGUGUUCCAGGCUCUUAACUAUCUCUGACAAGUCUCCACUAAAUUUGUUUAUCAGUACACUCCAAUUUGUUGAAGUAAUCAGUUUCUGCUUCAGCUGAGUGAAUUCUGCCUCUGCUUGGUACUUCAUUCUUGACGUUUGUCUUUUAAUGAAGGCUAGCAGAAAGAGUUAAAUAGAAUGAGAUAACAGAUUGACCAGCUGAUUGGAGGUGUCAAACUACUUUUUUGUCUUUUGAUCCAAUCUGGACAGUGAUAUGAAAUACUUAUAUGAGAAUCAGCAGCAGUGUUACUUGUGUUUUACCACCUAUUGUAUUUUCCAUAAUGAACUGUAAAUUCUGUUUGUUGAGCAUCUUCUUUCCACUCUAAACAAAGCAACUCUGUAAUUUGUGAUUUUUUUCUUUUUUCUUUUUUUUUUGCUGUCUUGCCUCAGGCUUAAAUAAUAUCUUAAACUGGUGUCUGGAUAUAUGGAAAAUGCGUAAUGUAGUAUAUGUUCAAAUUAAGUUGAGGACAAAAAAAAGAAGAGAUAAGGCUGUAUUUGAAAGAUUGUAUUACAGGCUGAAAGAAAAAUCCUUGUUAUCCUAGAGCUUAAAAAAGUUACAUUUAGUGGAAAAUGUUUUUUCACAUUGUCUUGUUCAGCACAGAGGUAGAUAUCUUUGUUAGAUUUAAUGGAUUAAAUCAUUAGUUGUGGUU